AUGAUGAGCACAUCUGAUAAGUUCCUACAGCGUGGUCAUUGUACAGCUACUGCUGUUGACGGCAUGGCUACGGCUGAUGGUGGCUGUAUUGCGGCUACAAGUGCCGAUGGAACUCCUAUAGAUUUUCGCUUAGUGUACAUUCCCCCACGAACUUAUGGUCCUAACGGCAAGCGGGCCGUGUACAAGCAAUUCCAAGCUUAUCCACGUAUCGUGGAUGCUGAGCGUGCACCGAGCUACGCUCCGACCGGACCUGAACAAAAACUAAGUGUACCUAUCGGGUAUGUUGAUAUGCCGGAGGGCACUACUACCUAUGGAUAUUGGGAAGCUGCUUAUGGGCUUAUGAACGAGGCUGGGCUGUGCAUGGGCGAGAGUAGUUGUAGUGGUCGCUUAGCUACUGUCCCAGUUGAUGAGAAUCCUCAUGGUGCCUUGUUCUGGGUCGGCGAGCUAGCAAGUGUUGCCCUUGAGCUUUGCUCCACUGCUCGAGGUGCGAUUGAGACCAUGGGUCGGCUUGCAGAGGAGCAUGGCUUCUAUGGCACCACUGAGGUCGAAGAAGCAGGGGAGGCCUUGACGGUCGCUGAUGGUGAUGAGGCCUGGGUCUUCCAUAUCCUCUCUGAUGACACUGGCAGUGGAGCGGUUUGGGCAGCUCAGAAGGUCCCUAAGGGCCAUGCCACAAUCGUUCCUAAUGUUUUCAUUAUCCGUGAUAUUGAUCCUGAUGACAGGGAUAACUUCAUGUUUUCGAAGAACAUCUUCGAUGUAGCCAAGAGAUUAGGAUGGUGGGAUGGCGCUGGUUUAUUGGAUUUCACCAGAACAUAUAGCGUCGGCGAGUAUAAUCAUCCCUAUUAUGCUGGUCGCCGUUUAUGGAGGGCGUUCUCUCUGUGGGCACCUUCGCAGAACUUCGACCCGAAACUUGGUGUUGAACUUGAACGACCAACAUACCCUUUCUCGGUGAAGCCCGACGAGCCGAUCACGCUAGAGAAGAUGAAGAGCUUGUAUCGAGAUCAUAUGGAGGGCACUCAGUACGACCUGACCAACCACGUGACGGCUGGAGGGGCGUUCAGGACGCCCAACAGGUAUGCUGAAGCAGAGGCUGAGGACUCGAUGGAAUAUGGUGCUUGGGAGAGAGCGAUCUCCCUCUUCCGCACACAAUACGCGUACAUUGCCGUGGCUCGUAAGGGCCAGCCUGGAGUCCUUCAUUUUGCUAUUGGUGCUCCACACGGCAGUGUAUAUGUGCCCAUCGUGGUGAAGCCGAACCCUACUGUGAGGUCCAUUCCUGCAUUGGAGAAUGCUUGGCAGGGCGAGUUCAACGAGAAGUCCCUGUGGUGGGCCGUUUUGAGUGUCUCUAACACGAUGGAUGUGAAGUGGUGCUAUAUGAUCAAGGACGUUCGAGAGGCGCAGAAGGAGGUAGAGGAUGAAAUAGACGCUAUGAUGAAGACCAAGUCUUUGGAUGAGAUCGAAAAACAGACCCCGGAGUUGUGUGAUAGUUUGACUCGUCGUUGGUUCAAAUUGCACUACACCCUUCUGGGGAAGUAUCAGAACGGCUACGCCGACUGGGGUUACUCUAAGCUGGGCUAUGGACCCACUACUGAGUGGCUCAAGACUGUUGGUUUUGACAAGUUCGAUGCAACCAAGAAGCAGUUCGAUGAGCAGAAGGAGCGCUUUAUGAAAAGUCAAAGCGAAGCUGAUAGUGCUAGCAGAGAUCGAGUACGACCAGAUCACGAUCAUUGUACCGCCCUCGCGGUAGAUUGUGCUGCGACCAUAGAUGGGGGAUGCAUUUCUGGAACGAGUGCUGAUGGAAGUCCAAUUGACUUCAGGAUGGUGUACGUCCCUCCGAAGACCUACGGCCCAGGUGGCAAGAGGGCCGUUUUCAAGCAAGUCGAUGAUUAUCCAAGGAUCGUUGAUGCCUCCCGUGCGCCGAGUUAUGCACCUACAUCACCUGAGCAGAAGGAGAGUGUCCCUAUUGGUUACAUCGACAUGCCUGAGGGAACCACCUAUGGCUACUGGGAUGCCGCCUAUGGUGUUAUGAAUGAGGCUGGUUUGUCCAUGGGUGAAAAGGAUGAGUACGACACUUCAGGAGCGCUUCUUUGGGUGGGGGAACUGUCGGACAUAGCAAUGGAGCGCUGUGCAACCGCGAGGUGUGCUAUUGAGACCAUGGGUGGUCUAGCAGAGAAGUACGGGUUUUAUGGUACGACAAGUAUCGUGGAAGCGGGAGAAGCCUUGACCAUCGCUGAUAAGAGUGAAGCUUGGGUUUUCCAUAUCGUGGCUGAUGAUACUGGAAAUGGUGCGGUUUGGGUGGCCCAGAAGGUCCCCAAGGGCCAUGCGACCAUGGUCCCUAAUGUAUUUGUCAUUCGAGAGAUUGACCCUGAUGAUUCUGAAAACUUCCUUUUCUCUAAGAACAUAUUCGAUGUGGCGAGAAGGCUCGGCUGGUGGGAUGGUGUUGGCAAGCUCGACUUCGUCAAUGUUUACAGUGUGAGCGAGUAUGAUCAUCCUUAUUAUGCUGGACGUCGCUUGUGGAGAGGUCUUUCACUGUUCGCACCCUCUCUGAAUCUUGACCCUAAGCUCGGUGUCGAUUGGGACCAUGCCACCUACCCUUUCUCUGUUAAGCCUGAUGAACCUGUUACUGUCGAUUUCCUCAAACGCUUGUAUCGGGAUCAUUACGAAGGGACUCCGUAUGAUCUCACUGAUCACGUCGUUGCUGGUGGACCCUUCAACACACCCACUAGAUAUGAUGGCGCUGAAGCUGAGAAGAGCUUCAAGCAUGGUGCAUGGGAACGUGCUAUAUCGCUGUACCGAACGCAGUAUUCGUACUUCGCUGUAGCCUACAAGGACAAGGCUAAUAUCAUUUACUUCGCCCCGGGUACCCCUCAUGCUAGUGUGUAUAUCCCCAUCGUAGUAAAGCCUCAACAAUCAGUGACGUCGAUCCCCGCUCUUGAAUAUGCCUGGCAGGGUGAGUUCAAUCGCAGCUCCCUUUGGUGGGGUGUGCUCUCCGUGUCGAACGUGAUGGAUUUGAAGUAUCGUUAUAUGAUCGAGGAUGUUCGCAAGGCUCAAGUAGCAGCGGAAACCGAAAUAGACAUGAUGCUCGCAACGAAAACUGAUGAAGAGAUCGAAGCUGCUAUGCCUGAAUUCUGCAGCCAUUUGACCAGUAAAUGGUUUGAUCUUACGUUCACGCUACUCGGCAAAUACCAGAACGGGUAUGCCGAUUGGGGUUAUACGAAGAUUGGAUAUGGCCCUUCCUCGGGAUGGCUCAAGCGUGCCGGCUAUGAUAGAUUCGCAGCCUCAAAGAAGCAGUUUAAAGAUCUCAGAAGACGGUAUGCAAAGUGUCAAAAUGAAGCUGAUGAGAUACGACGGAGAAACAGAGGCCAAGCUUUCGAAGCAGAAGCUGUUCUUGAAACAGAAUAAAUGAGUUCCCUGCACUCCUGACCUAGCCUGAAGAGCAGAUA
Perkinsus marinus ATCC 50983 is the source of this 3437-nucleotide messenger RNA. RefSeq lists its product as hypothetical. The coding region runs from base 1 to 3396 and encodes 1131 amino acids. The record is from RefSeq and is a predicted model, not a curated record. The transcript is spliced from 20 exons. Lineage: Eukaryota; Perkinsozoa; Perkinsida; Perkinsidae. Gene Ontology annotation, biological process: proteolysis. Gene Ontology annotation, molecular function: dipeptidase activity; cysteine-type exopeptidase activity.